Scleropages formosus (Asian bonytongue) is the source of this 8399-nucleotide messenger RNA. Its product is annotated as titin-like. The record is from RefSeq and is a predicted model, not a curated record. NCBI's taxonomy places the organism in Eukaryota, Metazoa, Chordata, Actinopteri, Osteoglossiformes, Osteoglossidae.
AUACGAAGGCAGGCGGACCAUUAUUCUGUGGUCAGCUAACAUCACCUUUCACCACGGCCGGUCCUGGUUGCUUUGCUUCCCUGCGUUUUUCGUUUUUUUUUUUUUUUUUGCUUAGCUGGGAUUAUGCUGCAUCUGUAAACUAACAGCAAACCAAGGACUUUAUGCCAGCACUUUUUGAAAAAUUGUAGCAAAAUUCACUCGCAAAAAAUUCCGGUACUUUGUUUUAUGGAUUUUUUAGGGCACAAGUGAGCUAAGGCUCUCUGGAAGAGUUUGCUUCUGGAAAACAAGAGGAUCUGUAUAUAAACAGGACUGACAAGGAGAAGCUUUUAUCUCAUUUAAACACCAGGGUUUACAGUCACCAUGACUGAAGCUGCAGCAGAAGAUGUGUUUCAGGUGCCAGCACCUGUUGUUGACCUAGACACUGAGAAAACCACAGAGAGCAAAGGCCUGCUGACUUUGAGAUCACCUUGGCCAUGGCUGGCCAUCCUCACACUUAUCUUCCUUGGGUCAACGGCCGCCAUCAUGUUCGACCUGGUCAGCUACAGAAGACUUACAGGAGAAAUGAGUGAAAUGUAUUUUGACCCCAUGGAACUCGUCAGUGAAGCAAUGGAUGAAUUCUCAAACAUUACAAAAGAAUCCUUAAUCUCUCUGUACAGUAUCCUACUAGAAGAAGAAGAUUUAGGUCCUAAACUACAUUCGGUGAGGAGGAAAGGCGAGUUUCUUCCGCCAAAGAAGGAAGAACCAAUAGAUAUAUGGUUCAGAAAACCUGCCCAGGACCAGGAAGACAGAAAAGAAAAAAGGCCUACAAAACCUGAGAAGUCAGAAGAAGAGGAAGUUCAGAAGGUCAUAGAAAAAGUGAAACCAACUGUAGAAUUUAUAGUGGAGAAACCACCACAGGCUGAACUCAAGGAACUGGAGAAACAAAUUACAGCAGAAGAAAAGAAGAUGCCUCCAAAGAAACAGGAGAAGGAGAUGGUAGUCCCUCAUAAGGAAAAAACAGAGAAGGCAAAGAAACCAGAGAAAGACAAAGUCAUCCUAUUUCAGGAAAAAAAGAAGGAAAAGGUGGUUCCAUCUGAAGAGAAACCAGAGAAAGCAAAAGAAUUAAAGAAAGACAAGGUGGCGCGAUUUAAGGAAAAACCUGAGAGGAUAAAGAAACCAGAGAAGGACAAGAUGGUCCCACCUGAGGAAAAACUAGAGAAGGAAAAGGAGCAAAAGGAGAAGAUGGUCCCACCUCAGGAAAAGCCAGAGAGGGAAAAGAAGCAAAAGGAAAAGAUAGCCCCACCUGAGGAAAAACCAAAAAAGGUAAAGAAACCAGACAAGGAGAAAGUGGUCCCAUCUGAGAAAAAAUCAGAGAAGGCAAAAAAACUAGCAACAGAAACAAUGGUCCCACCUGAAGAAAAACCAGAGAAGGUCAAAAAGCCAGAGAAAGAGAAGGUGGUCCCACCUGAUGAAAGACUAGAGAAGGCAAAGAAGCCAGAGAAGAAGAAGGCGGACCUACCUGAGGAAAAACCAGAGAAGGAAAUGGUGCAAAAGGAGAAGGUGGUCCCACCUAAGGAAAAAUCAGAGAAGAUAAAGAAACCAGAGAAAAAGCAAAUGGUUCCAUCUGAGGAAAAACCAAAGAAGGCAAAACAACCAGCAGAAGCAACAAGGGUCCCACCUGAAGAAAAACCAGUGAGGACAAAGAAGGCAGAAAGGAAGGUGGUAUCACCUGAGGAAAAACCAGAGAAGGAAACAGAGCAAAAAGAGAAGGUGCUCCCACCUGAGGAAGAAACAGAGAAGGUAAAGAAACCAGAGAAGGAAAAGAUGGUUCUAUCUGAGGAAAAACCAGAGAAAGCCAAAAAGCCAGUAAAGGAAGAAGUGAUCCAACCUGAAGAACAACCAGUGAGGGCAAAGAUGCCAGAGAAGGAGAAAGUGGUCCCACCUGAGAAAAAAUCAGAAAAGGAAAAAAAAACUGAGAAGAAGAAGGUGGUAUCAUCUGAGGAAAAACCAGUGAAGGAAAAGAAGCCAGAGGAGAAAGUGUCCCACGUGAAAAAAAAACCACUGAAGGAAAAAAAACCAGAGAAGGUAGUUCGACCUGAGGGAAAACUAGAAAAGCCAAAGAAACCAGAAGAGAAAGUUUUCCAACCUGAAGAAAAACCAGAGAUGCUAAAGAAACCAGAAGAGAAAGUGGUCCAACCUGAGGAAAAACGGACCAAAAAGCCAGAUAAGGUAGUCCAACCUGAGGAAAAACUAAAGAAAGCAAAGAAACCAGAGGAGGAAGUGGUUCCACCUGAAGAAAAACUAGAGAAACCAAAGAGACCAAUGAAGGAGAAGGUAGUCCCACCUGCAGAAAAACUGGAAAGGGCAGAGAAAUCAAAAGAGAAGGUUGCCCUACCUGAGGAAUACCAAGUGAAGGCAAAGAAGCCAGAGAAGGAGAAACGAGUUUCGGCUGAAGAGAAAUCUGAGAAAGCAAAAAAGCCAGACGAGGAGAAAUUGGUCCCACCUGAGAAAAAACCUGCAAAGCCAGAGAAGGUGGUCGCACUUGGCGAUAAGCCAGAGAAGGCAAAGAAGCCAGAGAAGGUGGUUCGACCUGAGGAAAAACCAGAGAAGGCAAAGAAGCCAGAGGAGAAAUUGCUCCCACGUGAAGAAAAACCAGUGAAAGCAAAGCAGCCAGAGAAGGUGGUUCAAUCUAAAGAAAAACCAGAAAAGGCAAAGAAACCAAAGGAGAAAGUGAUCCUACCUGAAGGAAAACCAGUGAAGGCAAAGAAGCCAGAGAAGGUGGUUCGACCUGAGGAAAAACUAACGAAAGCAAAGAAAUCAGAAGAGAAAGUGGUCCCACCUGAAGAAAAAACGGUGAAGGAAAAGAGGUCAGAGGAGAAGCUGGUCCAACCUGAGGAAAAACCACAGAAGGCAAAGAAACCAGAAGUGAAAAUGGUCCCACCUAAGGAAAAAACAGGGAAGGAAAAGAAGCCAGAGAAGGUGAUUCAACCUAAAGAAAAACCAGUGACAAUAAAGAAACUGGAGAAGGAAAAAGUGGUUCCAUCAGUAGAAAAACCAGAGAAGGCAAAGAAACCAGAAGAGAAAGUGGUCCCACCUGAAGAAAAACCAGUAAAGGAAAAGAAGCCAGAGGAGAAAGUGGUCCCACCUGAAGAAGAACCAGUGAAGGCAAAGAAGCCAGAGAAAAUGGUUCAACCUGAGGAAAAACCAGAGAAGGCAAAAAAGCCAGAGAAAAAAGUGGUCGCACCUGAAGAAAAACCAGUGAAGAUAACAAAACUGGAGAAGGAAAAGGUGGUUCCAUCAGUAGAAAAACCAAAGAUAGCAAAGAAACCAGAAGAGAAAGUGGUCCCACCUGAAGAAAAACCAGUAAAGGAAAAGAAGCCAGAGGAGAAAGUGGUCCCACCUGAAGAAGAACCAGUGAAGGCAAAGAAGCCAGAGAAAAUGGUUCAACCUGAGGAAAAACCAGAGAAGAUAACAAAACUGGAGAAGGAAAAGGUGGUUCCAUCAGUAGAAAAACCAGAGAUAGCAAAGAAACCAGAAGAGAAAGUGGUCCCACCUGAAGAAAAACCAGUAAAGGAAAAGAAGCCAGAGGAGAAAGUGGUACCACCUGAAGAAGAACCAUUGAAGGCAAAGGAGCCAGAGAAGGUCGUUCGACCUGAGGAAAAACCAGAGAAGGCAAAAAAGCCAGAGAAGAAAGUGGUCCCAUCUGAAGAAAAACCAGUGAAGAUAACAAAACUGGAGAAGGAAAAGGUGGUUCCAUCAGUAGUAAAACCAGAGAUAGCAAAGAAACCAGAAGAGAAAGUGGUCCCACCUGAAGAAAAAAUCGUGAGGGAAAAGAAGCCAGAGAAGAUGGUCCAACCUGAGGAAAAACCAGAGAAGGCAAAGAAGCCAGAGAAGAAAGUGGUCCCAUCUGAAGAAAAACCAGUGAAAAUAACAAAACUGGAGAAGGAAAAGGUGGUUCCAUCAGUAGAAAAACCAGAGAUGGCAGAGAAACCAGAAGAGAAAGUGGUCCCACCUGAAAAAAAAAUCGUGAAGGAAAAGAAGCCAGAGAAGAUGGUCCAACCUGAGGAAAAACCAGAGAAGGCAAAGAAGCCAGAAGAGAAAGUGGUCCCACCUGAAGAAAAACCAGUAAAGGAAAAGAAACCAGAAAAGGUGAUUCUACCUGAGGAAAAACCAGAGAAGGCAAAGAAACUGGAGGAUAAAGUGGUCCCACCUGAACAAAAACCAGUAAAGAUAACAAAACUGGAGAAGGAAAAGGUUGUUCCAUCAGUAGAGAAACCAGAGAUAACAAAGAAACCGGAGGAGAAAGUGGUCCCACCUGAACAAAAACCAGUGAAGGCAAAGAUGGCGGAGAAGGUGGUUCAAGCUGAAGAAAAACCAGAAAAGAUAAAGAAACUGGAGAAGGAAAAGGAGGUCCCAUAUGAAAAGAAAAUAACCAAACCUUCUGUCGAAGCCGAAGUGGAGAAGCCAACAGAAACUAAACCCAAAGACCAGGCACAAAAAGAUGAAAAACCAGAAAAGGAAACGGCUGCAAAACCUGAGAUGAAAAUGACAAAAGGAAAAAAAGAGACGGCUGUGGAGAAAGCCAAAUAUACUGCUGAACCUGAAGUGGACAAACUAAGAAAGAUUGAAACUAAAGAGAAGCAGACAGCAAAAGCUGUGAAAGAACCACAAAAGGAGACAGUUAUUGAAACUGAGAAGAAAGUGGAAAAAUCCAAGAAGGAAGAUGUGGUUCUUGAAAAACCCAAAGUGGAAAAGGUGAAAGAGACUGAAACCAAAGAGAAGCUGACAGUCAAAGAGCCAGAAAAGGAUACAGCAAAAGUCAAGAAAGAAAAAAUGUUGACGGAAACCAUAGAAAAAGCCAAACCACCUAUUAAACUGAAGGUGGAAAAGUUGACAGAGACAGAACCAAAAGUAACAACAAAGCCGGAUAAGGUAUUGGACAAGCCAAAAAUCAGAGAGGAGAAGCAAAAAGAUCAGAAGGCUGUAAAACCUGAGAAGGAAGCAGAGAAAACAAAGAAAGAAGAGGAACCCAAAGUAGAAAAGGCAGCACCAACUGAACCCAAAGCGAAACAGGCAAGAAUGGCUGAGAAGAGAAUAGAAGAAGAAGACAAACCCUUUGAAAAGGCCAGACCCACUGCUGAGCUCACGGUGGAAAAGCUCCCUGAAUCCAGAGAGAAAGAGCGAGCAGGAAAGGAAAAACCUGCAAAACCAGAGAAGAAGGCAGAGAAACCCAAGAGGGAAGACAUGGCUGCAGAGAAGGCAAAACGUCCUGAACCCAGCGCUGCAAAGCCAGAAGAGACUGAAACCAAAGAGAAACCUCCAGAAAAAGCUAAACACGUAGAAAAGGAGAAAUCCGCAAAACCGGAGAAGAAAGCAGAGAAACCCAAAAAAGAAGUGACAACUGAGAAAGUGAAGCCCAGUGCUGAAAAAGUAGAGAAGCUUCCUGAGACUGAAUCUAAAGCAAAAACUCAGAAAGAGCAUGAAAAGGAGAAGGUUUCGAAAGCGAAGAGAGCAGGGGAAGGAAAGAAAGAGGAGAAACUGAAAGAGGCUGAACCCAAAGAAACAGCAAUUCAUAAAAGAGAGGAAGAGCCACCUAAGCUAAAAGCUCCAGGGCCCACUAGAAAGCUCUACAAGAGAAGAGGGCCUGGGUGUGACCCUAUGCCAGUGUACUGCCCUGCGCCCCCUCGUUGGUAUGGUCAUGCAGUUGUCACAAACAAAUCAGAACAGUCUUCAAAGAAGGAAUCUAAUGCCACUGUUGCAGGAAAACAACCAAUUUCUCCCAAACAUGAAGUUGAAAUUCCUAAAAAGAAGGCAGUGGAAAGAUCACCAGAGAAAGGUAAAAGUAAAAAUAUAAUAAAAGGAAAGUCUGUAAUUUUAAAGGUAAAGAAAUGAAAAUACUGUAAAAUGUCAAGUUCAUAGUUUGCUCUUUCACAAACUGUCUUUCUAGAUAGUCAACAGUAUUAUUCUGUACUGAAGCCAUGGAAAAUUAAGUAAGAAUGAAAGACUUAAGUGAUGAAGUGUGAAUUUCCCAAAGAGAAGAUCUAGUUUCUGAAAGGGUCCAGGUUUCUUCUGUUGUUUUUCAUUUGUUUUGUCAUAAUUUUACUUGAACUGACAGCGUCAACAGAAAAUUUGAUUCUUUUUCAUUUCAGAACAUGACAUUACGGAACAGAAAUAAGUACAAAAAGUCACAGUAGCGAAAAAUACAAAAGGCACCAUAUAGGCACAAUUUCAUAAUUUUUUCUUUCCGAUUUUUUAAAUAAGAAUGUGUGUGUUUGCCUGGCACAGACGUACUCUCUGUUUUUUUUAUUCAGAGAAAAAAGAAAAACUGGCCCCGCGUUCAGUUAUUCCGAGAAAAGAGAAAAAAGUUCUGAAAGAAAAAACCAAGGCAGUCCAUAUCAAGAGAGAUAAGCCCGCUGAGAAGAAACUCGCCAAAGAGGUGAAACCAAAAGAAGUGUUGGAGACUUCAAUGGCCGACAUGUUGGAAAGCGCGGAUGUCCACUUUUUCCAAUGCAUCUUUGUGGAUGAGACCAAUGGCCAGUACCCACUGUUCCCCUUCAUGCCCCUACAUUUCAGACUUCCUUUUUGGGACGAGAGAGUUCUUGCCCCAGGGCACUGAGGUAAUGGCGCUUUGUGAAAAGCUGCUUUCGAACCAAAGCCCUGGUCUUAGCAUCUGGAUCCUUGACUAUGGUCAAACCAGACCGUCUGAAAUGGUCUUUGACAUGGACCGAGGACCGAGCCUAUUUCUUACUGUUACUGUUCAGGCAGUGGUUGCAAUUGGGAAAAACUCGUACUUUCAAGUGAGCAAACCCAGUUUUCUGUUUGGGUGUCAUGUACACUGAUGGAGAUUUUGGUGAAAAUAAUUCCCACAAUUCUGGGUGCUGAACCAAUAAAGUGGAGAUAUUCCACACUAAGUAUAAGUUUACAUUUCUAGCAGCAUAAGUUUGGAAAUGUCUAAUGAGCAACACGGAUUUUACCAAUACUGAGAGUGUACUUGGGAAGUACAUUUUAAUGGACACAAGAAAUACCUUUAUGUCACUUCACAAAAAUGGUCCCUCAACGCUGUGACUAAUCAGUACGGAGGACCUGAUAUUGAAUGCAGUGGCUAAGAAAGGUGUCAUGACAAAGCUGAAUUAUAUUUGUGGUGUCUCACACACACAACACAAUGGUUUGCCUUCCCUUCAAUGGACAUAAUUAUUUUACACCUUGAUUCAGCAUUGUCUCUAUCUUCAAGGUGUUAAAAUUGGUAUUUUCCAAAAUGCACCCUUAAGAAAGGAAUAGUAGAGGAGAGGCAAGAUUUUAGCCAACUUUCUUAAGAUCUUGUUUUCUCUUUCAUAUUAUAUAUUCUGUAGAUCAUGCAGUUAUUGUUGUUGCUUUCAUAAAUGAGGGGAGCAAACGAGCAUCACUCUUAUGACCAACAAAGGUUAGUAUGAAAUCGUAAAAGUUUUUUUAUUUUUUUAUUUUCUUUUAAACCAGGCUAUGUCUUACUUGUACUAUCAGUGGAAUUCUAUAUUUUCCUUAUGACUACUACAUAUUCAAAAUAUUUUUUGUUUCUAAAUGAAGAUUUUGUAGGAUGUGACACCAUUUUUAAGCCUGAACAAUUUGUUGCUGAACUCAGUAUCUGAACAUUGAUGGGGUUGACAGUAUUGUAACGGGGACAAAUGUCAUUCCUCAGUUUCUGCACCUGAAAGACAGGGAACAUUUAGUGUGCAAUACAUUUUUCCUGUAUAUAGCCAGAUAAAGUUCAGCAUUAAACAUUUUUAAGAAACAUAAAAACAUGAGCAAAUCUAAGAACUUUUUGUACUAAUUAUUAUUAUUAUUAUUAUUAUUAUUGCCAAACUUGCUUUCAGCUAAGUCUGAGGUUGUUUGGAUAUUUACGGAUGACUAUUCGUGACUUAAUAAUACCUAUGAUGCACUUUGAGGCACUUUUCUGUAUUUUAGUGACUAUUAUUUUCAGUGAACAAUAGUUAAGUCUAGUUACAAAUGCCAGGAUGAAAGCAGGGAACAUAUGAAUAACGUUAUGUUUAUUUGUGCUUUGCUGAAAUCCAGGCCCAUUUAAAGAUGCUUAUUAACUUCUAUGGCAUCCAAAAAGUACUGUGCCCUAUGUCAGUUUGAACUUUGACGAGGGAAAUGUAACAAUCUGAAUGGAUUUCUGUCUUGAAUAAGAACUGGACAGAAUUUGACUGAUAUAUUUUUCUCAUUAUGCCUAUGUUAGACUAAUUGUAUUCUUCCAGAAUAAAUAAAAAAUGGUAUCCUUUAAAAAACCUAGUGACUAGAAUAUAUACAGUAUAUACAUAUAAUAAAGUGUCUUACAGAGUAGUCUCUUUUAUGAGCAAGUUGUCUAAAUUGGUUUGAUAUAUGCAUUUACAUUUGGGGAGCAGCAGGUGGCAUAGUGAUUUGAGCUGCUGCCUUACGCUCAGAGG